This is a messenger RNA of Drosophila yakuba, 4101 nucleotides long. It is a transcript of the gene Vrp1, whose product is annotated as WAS/WASL-interacting protein family member 2. Gene Ontology annotation, molecular function: actin binding. Lineage: Eukaryota; Metazoa; Arthropoda; Insecta; Diptera; Drosophilidae. Bases 684 to 3131 code for a protein of 815 amino acids. The record is from RefSeq and is a predicted model, not a curated record. The transcript is spliced from 9 exons.
CAUCGAUACAUCUAUGUUUCUCUUACACCUCCAAGCUGCACAAUAAAUUUAUUGUUUUCUCAACCGAUUGCGAGGAAUAUCCAGAUAUCCGUGGCAGAUAAACAAUGCUGCAGCGCUAGGCCCCAAAAUCGAAGUGAAUAGGCGGUUCGGAAAGUGGUAGAUACACUUUGCAGAACACAAGAAUAGCACUAAAUCAAAAGGCAGCCCAACUGGCAGUGUGUGCGUGCGUGUACGUGAGUGAGAGUGUGCUGUCGCAGUGUGCGUGUGUUUGUGUAAAAAUGAAAAUCAGUCAGAUUUGUAUCGUCGUUUAAUGUCUUUUAGGCAUUUAGCCAGACUUUUACACAUUUCUACAAUAGUUCCCAAAAGUGGGAGGGACUUUCCCCCCGCGGCCACAAGACACGCCACACAUUACAUACAACACCUGUGCACUCGCAAAAACGAUCGACAGACUUAGCGCGCGGAUUAACUUGAUUCAUUUGGAUACGAAUACGGGUACGGAUACGGAUUAUACACCAUAGUUUCGGAACAAAACACUUAGGAAACGCCUGCUAUGCUGUUUCAUCUCCGCCGGAGAACUACGACAACCACCUGCUGAAACCCGCAGACAGACAGCAGCCCAGAGAUCCGAGAAUUUCAUUCACAGAAGCUACAGGCCCCAGUCGAAAACCGAAACCCGCUUCAAGAUGGCUAUUCCGCCACCCCCGGGACCACCGCCGCCGCCAGGACCUCCACCGCCUCCGGCGAUGGGCGGUCUUAAAUUGGGCGGCGCAGGAGGAGGAGCAGACGCACGAUCUGCGCUGCUCAGUUCGAUUCAGAAGGGGACAAAGCUGAAGAAGACCACCACGGUGGACAAGAGUGGGCCAGCGCUGUCGGGUAAGGUGUGCGGAGGAGAUGGAGGAGCAGGUAUUGGAGCCAAGCGAACCCUCAACAACAACACCAGCACCAGCAACCACAACAACAGCAGCAGUGGCAGCAAUGGCCUUGGCAAUGGUACCCCCAAAUUGGGAGGCCUGUUCGAAGGCCUCUCGCAAAUGCCAAAACUGAAGCCCGUGAAUGGCAUUCGCGCAGCGCCAUCCGUCGGCUCGGCAGCAACAACGACAUCGAAGUCCACAACGAACUCAUCGGCUCAGCAGCGGAGCAACAGCCCCCCAACCGCGGCGAGCGCCUCGAAUGCCAGCAACGGACCCAUGGACUUCAACACGGAGCUCACCAAGCACUUAACGCUGAAGCGCCAGAAACAGCAGCAGCAACAACCACAGCCGCCGACAAACAACACACAUAUCAAUGCCACAGAAGCCAAUCUGAGAACAAAUCGGGGACCACCACCGCAACCGCCAAAGUCAGCCAACACAAGUGAUUCGAUCUUGGAACGCAUGAACAUCCCCCGCACAGCGCCGACCCCCUCCUUCGGCUCCAGUUCGAGUGUCAAAGCGGCAUCGCCCACGCUCUCGGACAGCGGCAGCAACAGCAGCGGGAGUGGAGGUGGAAGUGGAAGUGUCAAGAGCAAGGCGGCCAACCUAAAUAUCUCGUUAGGAAAUAGCUUUGUAAAUAGUUCAAAAUCAACCGCAAGUGCCUCGACCACGUCCUUAAACAGCAGUCAAACGUCCUCGACGGGAUCGAUGCGCCAACUGGCGCCGAAUAAGUCCACAUUGUUUGGUGGCAGCGGUGGCUCAAGUUCCGGGCCGAGUUCUGGUGGUGGUUAUGCAACUGUGCAGAAAUCCUCGCCGCCUUCAACGGCCGAUAGCACGCCCUCUGUGACGCCCACACCGCCACCGCUGCAGCUGCCGACGAAGCCGGCCAUCAGUUUUGGCAAGCCCAAUUUUGCUCCAAAGCCACCGGGCUUGAAUCAACUGGCGAUGGCCAACGGUCAGCAGCGUCCGGCGGUGACCAGGCACCACAGCAUGAAGUCGCCCAGAUCUCCGCCUGCGGCCGGCAGCCUCAACGGUCCUUUGUUCCCCACCCAGCAGCAUUUAGGCACCCUGCGCGGUCCACUGCAGUUCCAUGGCAGCGAAUCCAGCAGCCCCAACACCAGCGCCGGCAGCAUGAGAUGUGCCCCUAACCCGCCAAAGUGUAAGAGUCCUUUUCUUGCCCGCCCAUCGGUAAAGCCACCACCACCACCCACGCCGGCUCGCAGUUUCUCCAACACCAAUCUGAACCACAUCGGCGGAUCGACGACGUUCAGUGCGGUAAACACAGCGCUCAUCCAGAGCUCGGCCAUCAGUUCUCAAGCUCCCUCACCUCCAAUUACCCAGCCGCCAUCGUCCUCGAGCAGCAGCAACAGCGUGGCUGCCCUGCGUGACCAGUUCCGUGGAGGCGCUGGAAUGUCCAACGGAGCCCCAUCGCCGCCACUGCCGCCGACGCCCGCUCCCACAUCCAAUCCAUCCUCAGCAAGCGCCAGUCCAAAGUCGUUGCAGCGAGACAAUGUCAAGCCCAUUAUCCUAAAUGGAGGUCCUCUAAAUCCGCCAGCGCCGCCGCCACACCGCAGCUGCCCACCUCCGCCGCCGCCACAGCGACAGUCGAGCAAUGGUGGCUCCGGAUCGGGAUCAGCGCCAGUUCCGCCGCAGCGUCACUCAUCCAUUCGGCCCAACGCCCCAUCAACGCCACCAACGCACAUGGCCAAUGCUUCGCAUCAGUUUGGCAGCAGCUCGGGAUUGUCAUCAGGUUCGGGAGCAGGAGCUGCAGCCAGCGUGGGUCGCCUGGUCAACGACUUGGAGACCAAGUUCGGAAAGCGAUUCCACAACGUCACUGAGUUCCCCAAGCCGCCGCCGUUUUUAAAUAUACAAAAAGUCUAUCCUAGUCGCACGUUUAAGGCCACCAAUGCGCCCGGAAACAGCAAUGUGAACAACAACAACAACGCGGUGGCCAGCAACAAUAACACGACCACGACUCCCAAUCCCAGCGGGUCCGGAGGAGGAUCAGCUCCAGUGCUAAAGCCGGCCUACGCUCCACUGAAGAAGCAUCGGGCACCGGCUCCACCUCCACAAGCUGGUGUGGCCGCCGCCACGGUAUCGGUCAUCCGGCAGUCAAGCUUCCUUUACGGCGGAGCAGCAGGUGGUUCCGGUGGCUCCAGUAGCAUACGGCCGCAGUCCCAACCGCCCGGGAUCGGACCACGGAACUCCACCGUCUACUGAGCAAUGGACAGUGCACAAAGCUUAGGGUUUGAUUUGUAUAUAAGAGUGUGCAUGUGGAGUGUGUGUUUGUGGCUCGUUGUUGAUGUGUUAUACGCGGGAGUGUUAUGUGCCACAGGCAAUUGUUCAAAAAGUCAAUAGAAAGUGUAAUAAACCGAAUACCAUGGCACACUGAAACCCCCAAAAAAGAGCUUGAAGUAAAGGCAGGCCCAAGCUAAAGAAAUCCCCAACAUUUCGUUCGCGUCUUCCCAGGUUGCACUUAAAUGGCUAAAGCAGAGAACAAAUGAAGCCCCACUACAAUUUGUAUAUAGAAUUAGCACCAUGUUAGUGAAAUUACCAAGCUCCAUCUAUACCUUUUAUAGGCGGGUGUAAAUGUUUGUAUGUACAUUUAGGAGCGCGCAUCUUUGCAUAAAUAUCUUACUAGACUGAACAUGUUAAAACCCAACUGCAACAAAUAAUUUAUGUAAUUAUAUACAUACCAUAUUUAGAAUCGACUAUUGUACGACUUAAUCCAACGGCAAAAAAUAAUUAAUGUAAUUGUAUACAUACGAUAUUUAGAAUCGACUAUUGUACGAAUUAAUCCCCUAGAGCAAUACACACAAAAGAGAAAUAUGUUAACAAUGAAAUAAUGAAGCACAACCGAGGGCAUUUCAACGAAACUCGCCACAUUCCAUUCCCAAAUUCUUUAGUUCUAUGUGCAAUACGAGAGUUCGUGUGAUAAUCUCGAAAGUAUUUAGGUAUUUAUCUAUCAUCUGUGGUUUUUGCUAAACGUUUGUUAAACUCCUUUUUGGGCGAUAAUUAUUGCACGUGAGCAUAAUGCAUAUUUAUAUUAUUGUUCGUUCUUAUUAUUAACUCAAUCAUUGUUGUUGGACUUGGUGUCAUUAGAAGUAUUAUUCAGCAAUUGCAUAACAUUUUAUUCCGAAUCAAAAUCAUUGCAGUUAUAAAUAAAAUAACGAAGUCAUUCAAAAACUGA